This is a messenger RNA of Paracoccidioides brasiliensis Pb18, 894 nucleotides long. RefSeq lists its product as uncharacterized. The coding region runs from base 1 to 894 and encodes 297 amino acids. The record is from RefSeq and is a predicted model, not a curated record. The transcript has a single exon.
AUGUGGUCAACAACCAUUCUUGCUUUUAUAGAGGUUCUCCUUUCCAUCGCCGUUGCAUACCCAACAUCUUUGCAGGCAAACGUCGAUGGAUCAGACAACUCAAUUGCUAUAACGGCACAGCUCCCGAUAGGCUCGAAGGGCAAAUCUCCGCUGCCGCUCCCUGGCUUUCCAGAAACAACCUCGUAUCCUACAGGCCUCGACAAUGAUAACGAUCCCGUUGCCCAACCGGACUACGUCUUUCCAAGCUGGGACUCCGCGCACCUCUUAGCACGUCGUCUCCUUGCCCUUUCGACCACAGGAGUUCUAUCAACCGUCUACCCGCCAAGUUCAUCCACUCGUAAAUCUGCCCUCGAUGGAGUCCCCGUCGGCUUCCCAGACUACAUUGCAGAUUGUGCAAAUGACCCAACCAGCGAACUGACCAAACUUCUUGGUCCUGGAAACCCCCUAAUCCUCGCAUUGAAUAUCGGCACCACCUUCCGCAAUACGAAAGCUGGCUCGAAUAUUUCUUUAUCCAUAGACUGGUGGCAUCAGCUGGCUGCUGGAAAUGUUGCUGGCAUGCAUCGUGUCGAGGAGGUAUCAUUAGCCUCCCUUCCGCGAGUGUCACUUCUAGGCUAUCUCGAUCCGUUGGAGAACUUGUCGGAUACAACACGCAAGGCUGUUGAGAUGUGCUUUGUUGCUGCCCAUCCUGAUGCUGCGUGGUGGUUGCCUGGCCACGAUAGUGCUGCCCAUAGUGGUUAUUGGGCGAAGCUGGUCGUGGAAGAGGCUUAUUGGAUUGGUGGGUUUGGAGAUCGAGCUAGGAUUGGGUGGUUGGAUCUUGAGACUUGGAAGGCAGUGAAGAGGUAUGGGGAAGAUGGAAAUGAAGGGUGGGCGGACGUUAGAUUACCUGGGGAGUAG